Postia placenta MAD-698-R-SB12 is the source of this 1992-nucleotide messenger RNA. RefSeq lists its product as hypothetical. Gene Ontology annotation, molecular function: protein binding. The record is from RefSeq and is a predicted model, not a curated record. Lineage: Eukaryota; Fungi; Basidiomycota; Agaricomycetes; Polyporales; Adustoporiaceae. The transcript has 5 exons. Bases 1 to 1992 code for a protein of 663 amino acids.
AUGACCGCACCCGUGCUAUCUGUCCCUGCCGCUCCCGCGCCCUCCCGCGUACACCAGUGCGCGCCUACACGCCCUAUACACGCGUCUACGCUGGUGCCAUGUCCGAUCACCGUGGGGUGCUCAGCCAGCGACAGCGACGGGGAUCACAGAUCAUGCUGUGUCCGCCCGUGGGCCUCUGCGCGCCCAGGCCGCGCGCGUCGACGCUGUCUGCGCCCUCCGUUCUUCGUCCACUGGCGUCACGAUUUCAGAGCCAUCUCGUGCUCGCUGGGCUCCGCGUCGCUGCAGCCAGAUGGCAGCGCCGCAUUCCCUCUGCUCCCCUCGCCGUGCACGCAGGCCGCCGCAGUCCCGUCCAGCGCACGCACGGCACCCCGCGUCCCCGCGCCCACUCGGAGUCGCGAAUUCGUCAGGGGCGACGCUCCGCGCUUCUCGGGGACGCAGGACGCGCACGCAACACGCGACACGCGACACACCGCAUCCUCCGCCGCGACCACCACACGCGCGCCGUUCGCGGUUUCUAUCUCAUCGGUAUCUGUCCAGCGCACGACAGGGCCUGCUCGAGGCGCAUCGGCAUCCACCCCCAGCGCACCACACACCGCACAUAGUUCCAGCACCGACCGUAAAGAUGGUCACAUCACAGCCGUCCUCAGCCCGCCCGCCCUCCUCCAUAUCCACAUCCACAUCCCCAGCGCCCCCGCCCCACCCCCAUCCGCUGCGAAACCACCCAUCUCAACUCCCCCACCCACACCUGCACGCCCCGCCUCCCGCGCCCCCGCGCCCAUCCAGACCCUCCCCACCGAGCUCCUCGAGCACGUCCUCCUCCUCGCCGCCCCCGCGUCCCCCGCCGCCCCCGCCGCCCUCGCGCGUACCUGCCGCGCCUUCGCCGCCCUCGUCUACGCCGCCCCCGACCAGCACCUCUGGCGCGGGCUCUUCCUCCGCGCGUGGGACGACCCGCGCGCGCUGUCUGGCGAGGCCGGCGUCAGUAGCCGCGAGGGCGCGGGCGCGGGCAUCGACUGGGGGCGCAAGUACCGGCGGCGCGUCGCGGCGCAGCGCUGGUUCGCGUCCGCGCGGGCGGACGCGGCGGGGGCGGGGACGAUGGGCGCGCGCGACGUCGCGCGGACGGCGGGCGCGCUCGAGGCGCUCGUCGUGGCAUCGCCACCAACAUACUCGCCGCGCAGCUUCGCUGUCAACCUCGUCUCCGACCCCUUUGCCCAGCACGCCAACGCCUGCGCCGUCAAUGCGCCCCCGCACGCCAGCAAGUGGGCGCUCAGCGGCCUUACCCGUGCCCCCAGCAUCAGGCCCCCGCGCACGCGCCGAGCAGCAUGGGGAGCUCGCAGCGCGCGCUCAGCCCCCACAACACUUGCGUCAUCAAACUGCGCCGGUCCCGCGUCUUACAUCAUAGCAGCGGGGCGAUCUAGAUACAUUCAUAUGGUGCAUCAUAAAUUAUCUACUCGGACAUAUGGCUUCCGAUACUCGCCUGCAAACUGCCCCGACUCGUCGCGCUUGCCCCACGACUGCCGCGCAUCUAGACGACUGCCCCCGACCGCGCCUACGUGCAGCCAGCGCUGUGCGCGCAUCAUGGACUAUCCGCGCAUAGGCUGCGCCGUCAAAGUGCGCCGGGCGUACAACUCAACGGCGGCCGUCUCUGUUCCGCGUCAUCUCACACCCGCCCCCGACCGUGCCUGCAUCCUCCCGCUCUCAUUGCGGCGACAACGACAUGGGUCGUCCGCAUCGUCACGGCCAGACGACUUGGGUAAGCCAGCGGGCCAUGACGUGCAAACGGCGGGCACGCGGAUCAAGAUUCCGGCACACGUGCUGCGGCCGCGCUCGCUCUUCUCGUUCGACGGCAGCGCUGAGAAGGAAGCAGAUUCAGCGGUGAGCCACCCGCGCUACAUCCCUACCAUUAGCUGCCCGGGUGAGUUGCCGAUCCCCCUCCGCCCCAUUUCCCACCCCGCGCAUCUGCCGCUAACUUCCACCCUCAGGUUCGUUGCGUGA